AUGUUUCUUGAUCCCGCUCCUAUCACCAUUGCCCUGGCAAUCAUCCUCUCCACAUCCCCUCAUGUCCUUGCUGUACCACACAGAAAGCAUCAUAACAAGCUACUCGGUCGAGCAGGCGAGGUCGAGUAUUAUGAGCAACAGCAUGCGAAUGACCCAAUGUUCGCAACUACGUUGCCGGCGGAAAUCCCUCCCGUUACAGUGGAGAGUGUUCAAACCAUUACUGUGACCCCGACGCCGGCUAUGUCGCCGAUGCCGAGUAAUAUGCAGUUUCAACUGCCGCCUGGUAUGCCAUUGCCAGAUGGGACUAGGAAACCAGUUGAUAUGAAAUCAGCUUCUACAGCAUCGUCGUCGUCGACGUCAAAGACGACUUCAAAGGCAAAAAUAACAUCUACAUCAUCAUCAAAGAUGACAACCUCUGCAUCAAAGACCUCAUCUACUACGCAAACAUUAAAACCGUCAUCGGCAUCAACCACAUCGGUGUCGUCUGUCGUGGUUGCUUUGCCGACAAAGUCAUUUACUGUCACUGUGUCAGAGGGAACAUCUGUGCAAUCAAUCGUUACUCCCACUUCGCCAGCUAUGAACAACGUUCAUGAUGGUGCUGCCGAACUUCUCGGGUUGCUUGGUAUGGGCCUAAACCAAUUAACUGGCAAAGUCGGCACCGCCAAGACGUCAAAAACGGAUUCUACCAAGUCCAACGCUCAUACAGAAGGCACAAAGACAGAUGCAACCAAACAAUCAACUGCAUCUACUGCGACGACAGGGGGGGCAUCGGUGUGCGGGGCCGGAACAGCCCGCAAGUGUUGUUCUGCUGUGCAUAACAAUCUAGAUGGCCUCGUCGGCCUUGUGGACGGGCUAUUAGGAUUAGACCUGGGCUACCUUACAUUCGAUACAGCAGUCGGAUAUGGCUGUAAUGACAUUGACGAUGAAGAUAUUAUCGUCGGGGAUGGUGGGAUGUGUUGGGAUGUCGUAAGUUGUUGUGAAAAUAAUGCUCUUUCAACCUUGGACGAAGUAUUUGUGGGCUGUGUGCCAAUUUUCUGA
Molecule: messenger RNA, 1038 nt
Organism: Talaromyces marneffei
Lineage: Eukaryota; Fungi; Ascomycota; Eurotiomycetes; Eurotiales; Trichocomaceae
Exons: 2
Coding region: 1-1038 (345 amino acids)
Cellular component (GO): fungal-type cell wall
Molecular function (GO): structural constituent of cell wall
Source: RefSeq, a predicted model, not a curated record